Symbiodinium necroappetens is the source of this 9117-nucleotide messenger RNA. Lineage: Eukaryota; Dinophyceae; Suessiales; Symbiodiniaceae. The record is from the annotation of a GenBank genome assembly.
AUGCACGUCGAGAAGAAUUCCUUCCUUCAGUUCUUCGAUGUGAUAUUUGGCAAUUCUCAACAGGCAAAGCUGGACGGCAUUGCAGGGCAAGCUGUCACCGUGUUUGCUCUCCUUCACCAGGUAAGCAUUGCCAUUCCCUCGCAACCGUUUGACUGGAAAGACUUCCUCUUCUACGGCAGGGGUAUCAUGAAGGAGGCUCCAAAAGCCGCCAUCGAUGCCAUGCAGCGGCACAAUGGCAGCCUGCCACGGUUGCAACAUCAUCCUGAUCUUCAGCACAUUCUCUUGCACUGCGCUUCAUUGCGGCAUGCCUUGGACAUUGCUUGGACUUUUGCCGAUCGUCCAGAAGAGUUCGUCAGCAAAAUGGGGGCCUACGUCUGUGUUCGCAGAGGAUGCGAGGACUUGGAAGCAGAUGAUGAGUGUCGAGUCAUCCAGGACGUGCUGGUUAACGGCGAGUGUUUGUCUCAGGAAGGCUUGUCUCAGUGGCUGCACGUCGCUUUGACGCGUCAUUUGUCCAGAGACCUUGUCCAGUUGCUGGAGUUGCUAGCUCCAGUGAGCUAUUCUGACAAGAUUUUGCAAGCUUUGCACAACAUUCGACAAAAGACCCAGCCUUUGUGCAUGGACAUGGGCCAUGCGUGCACAUUCGUCCAAAACCAUCCAGAGCACUGGCUGUCCUCAUGGCUACUUUCCAACAUGUGCUGCUACGUCGGACAUUCCAGAUUCGCGUGCAUCACCAGCUUCAAUUGGGACAGUCUCGUGAGUGCUGCUGGCGCAGUGUUGGCUGUUCGUGGCGACGACUUCCGUGGCGAGCCAGGCUUCCUGUGGGCAGUGCAGACUUUGAAAUCGUUUCAGGGCUCCGGCCAUCCAGCAAACUUCUUGGCAGCGCUCCUGCGCUUGCUGCGCCAGCCGUGGUGUGGAGCAAGCACUGAUGCUUUCACGCAGCACCGCCGCACCGGAGAACUCAAGCAACUCCUGCAGCGUGACAUUCCAUCGCUCGUGGAGCUGCCUUUCGAGUUCUGGCAAGAACUCCUUCACGAAGAGGAGCCUGUGUCUGCAGCCUGGGCAUCAUCAUGCGGAGCCUGGUUGGUGCAUGCCAUCGCGAUGGCAUCACUUCGUUGCUAUCCACAGCUGUGCACCGAACGUGCUAUGCAUUCCUACGAAAUGGCAGAGAAGGUGCUGACUACGAUGGACCGCUUUAUCAGAUCCUGUCCAGAUGGCCCGACAUGCAAGAGCUUCUUUGUUUUGGUUGUGCUGCUUCGGAGCAUGGCCCCGGUUCUUGCGCACUUUGACUUGGCAAAUUCAGUGGAAUUGUCAGCUCUUCCCGAGAUCUCCGCCUCUUUGAAAAUGGCACUCUGCUUCCAUCGGAACUUGGUGAACGCCGGAUACGAGGAAUACAGCCAGCCUUUUUGGUCGGAGUUGCUGCACCCGUUGGUCUCCUUCUUCGAGGGUGCCAAGCAGGUGCUAAGUCACGACAUUGAGAGCUUGACAGUGGAGACUGCUGACCAGCUCUUUCAAUCGAGGGUGAGGUGGAUGCAGGUUCAGGAUGUGAUGCGAGAGUGUCAAGGAUGGGUGGCUCCUCAGAACAUCUUUGACAGGCGCGAAUAUGAGCAAGAGCACGCAGAGGUUGCCCAAUUAAGCAAGAUCUUGCAGUGGUUGGCCGAUCGGGACAUAGAGGGCUGUGCCGGGCUUCUUCAGGAAAUCGACUUGGGCGCCUCUUCCCUCACCUUAAAGAGGCUGCGUACUCAUCGCAGACGCGUGCUAAGGGAACUCAUGCCACUACAGUCGAACCUGAAGCUGUUGCAGCAUUUCGUCGAUCGCGAGUCCCAGUUCUUCAAUGCUGCAGUACUACUGCAAGCGACAGAGCAUCCAGGGCAGACCAUGGCAGAUGCUGCCUUCUGGGUGCUUGAAACAGACCGCCUCAUCCAAGCAUUACUUCGUACGGACAUCAAGCUACAGGAUGCCAAAGUAUUCAUCGACAUGACGCAACAGGUCAACAUUCCGGACGAGCUUGCCAAGAUCACGUCCUUCGAAGGCUAUGCGCACACCAGCGAGGAGCUGCCGGCAACUAUUCAGCGAGCCUUGAAGCUUCUGCAGUACUCUGUUGCUGCCCAUGUGGUGGCUGCGGUCGCCAAAACCUUUGGUCUGGUCCCAGACGAUGACCCAGACAUUCGCUAUAUUGAGCUGGAAAGCCAAAGACGUCCGAAUCGACUACUUCGCGAAGCGCCCAAGGAGUAUGAGAAGCUCGAGCAGCUAUUCCGCUGCCCUGAAGGUUCCCUUCGCGAUAUUCACUUCAGCCUGAUUGCCAAGUUCCGAGAUUGUUCAGCCGUGAUCGACUUUUUCAAGGAGAUCGAGUACGUUUCUGUCAAGGGCCAACAUCAUUUUGAACAGAUCAAGAACAGCUUGACCAUUCAGCUGCGGGGGCAGAAUGUCGAGAGGAUGCUCCUGAAUGAGGUCCUUGAAGUCUGCAGGCUUGUUACCCCCUUCUUGACCAGAUGCAAUUCAUUGGCAGACUUUGUGAAGAACCUUGUCGUCGGAUUGGGCGACUUGCAGCCUCGCCAUUUGGAAAUUGCAAGCCGCGUCCAUGACCAGCUUGGCCUGGUGCGGCGCUGGUUCUCCAGAGUCCAAGGCAAGUCAUGGGAGAACGCGAUGGCGACCUCCCGUGCACUGGAUGAAACCGGGACCUUCGUGGUGCAGCUGAAUGCUCUGGAAGGGAAGCCACACUCUGCCUGCGUCAACUAUCUCUUUGACGGCUCCAGAUCGGUUCGAGCCAGUUCCUCCAAGGUCCGAAUGAGUGAGGCCGAGACACGCGAAUUGCUGCGACAGCUCGUGUUCCACAGCAAAGGCCGCUCGAACCAAGCAGACGGACAGUCAGAUUGCUACAAUGCUGCAAGGACGUGCAGCAGAAAGUUGAAGAAGGUUUUCGAGAUUCUCCAGUGCCUUCAAGACUUGGAAGCAAGCGGGCAUCCUGAGUUUCAGCUCAAGGAGCUGGAAUUCUCAUUGGGCGGCUCUUUGAGCACCCUCAGUGGCGAGGCUGAAGACUUGAAGCGGCGGCAGGAUGCAUGGAAGUCGCUCCUGCAAUCCUCGCGCGUGCAGUGUGAGCUUCUUUCUCUUUUCGAUAGCCGCGAGUUGUUUGUCCUUAUCGCGCUGAGCACCCCUGGCCAUGCCCAACGUAAGAGGGUGGUCGAAUCCCUGCUUGGCCAAACAGAGUGGCCGGAAGAUGAGAACAGCAGGAAAAGCUUGGAGGCAACCCUCGCGGCCCAGUGCUUGGAAAGCCUCCUGCACAGCCUCAGAGAUUUGGCGGUGGUGCCAAAUGACUUGAUGCAGAGGUUGAUGAAUUUCUGGAACUCCAAGUCUCUCCCCACCGAAGCACUGCCGCUGGAGCAGGCCAUGAAGCAACUGCAGAAGACUUUGGAGAAGCUCGGGAUUCAGGCAGCCAAGCGUGCCCUUGGAGGCGUCAGUCAGGGUCACUACCAAGCUGCCAUGAGUUUGCCAGCAGAUUCUUGGAGGUCGGAGAUUAGCCUGUUGGCACGAGCUGGCGCAAAGUCAGACAGGUGCAUUUUGCGAUGCCAUCCGUCGCUCCAACUACACGGUCUCGAUGAUUUCUUCCAACGGGUCGAGCUUGUGUCUGGGGGCACCUUCGUCGUCCUUGGCGUCAACAGUCUGCCGUUGCCUCUGCAGAAACGAGUUCAAGAGAUCCAAUGUCAGCUCCACGACAAGGAGAAAGCGCACGGCCGGGUCUUCUACACCUACACCGGGAUCCAGGUGCCCCCACAGCCAGAUUUCAUUCACGAAAUGACAGUGCAGCUUCUAGACGAUGAUGAGUUGCGGUCAGCAUUCGGCACGCGAAAAGAUAGCAUCACGGUGGUGUACGGUCCUGCCGGUUCCGGGAAGACGGACAUGCUGCACAGCACGCUCGGGAGCGACACGCCACUCCUGAGCAUCACCGCCCAUUUCGACGAGAAGCUUGCUCAAGUGACCAUGAACAGAUUGGCUGCGCAGGACCGGGGUAUUGGCCUCAAGAUAUCCGAAGAUGCCAACCACCUCUAUGUCAACCGCCUGCUUUUCGACCUGCUAAUUUGCCGAACCUGGCGUUUGUCCUCCAACGGGUCCGUCUUUGCAGCUGGGCCAAGCAAGCGGCUCACCUGGUGCAUUGAAGUUCCAGAUCUGACUUCAGAUGGUCGCCCGACGGAGGAUAUGUCCCCAGCAGCUUCGACAUUGCACAUUUUCCCAGUGCUGAACAUAUGCCAUGCAGAGCUCAAGAUGAUCUGUGACAAUACGCAUCAGCUGCGCGUCGGCACUGCCGAGCAUUUCGUGGCAAAGUUCUUGCAGGCAGGCCUUCCGCCUCUCCAGGGAGGACAACGAGCAAUCGACAAAUUGGGUUUCAACGUGCCCGUACGCCACCCGGAAGUCGUGGAUGAUUUCGUGUGCCGUCAGUUGAUUUAUGAUGCUUUCAGGACAAGCUGCAGCCAGACUCCGAACAAGCGCAACAUCAAGAGCUUUGUGCGCUACUUGGAACGACGCUUCCGCUUCUUCGAGAGUGACUUCUAUAUAUACAACACAAAGUAUUCUGGGUUGGGCAGUGCCGUGUUCGAUCAAAUGAUACGGGAGGCUGCAAUGCUGACGGCGACAGGUUUGGGGGUUGGUGCUUCCCAUACCCCCAAGCCGAUGCUAGUGUACGACAGCGGCUGGGCCCUGUACCUUUUCGAAGGGCGCGGCGAAGUUCCACGAGAUCUUAUAAAGUAUGUCGCAGACGGUCGACAAUACCUACAGCAGCCCGGGCGAGAUAUGUGCGACAAUGGGGCCGCCAUGCUGGCAUGGACGUUGGACUUGCAAGAAAGGGAGGUGAAAGAAGCUUGUUGCGAGCUUGGCUUCGUUCUGGUCGAGGACUUCACUUUUCGCCUCCUGUGCAUUCACGAACGGCGUCUCGCUGGUGAGCCUGUGAUCAUUGAAGGCCUUACGGGUGUGGGCAAGACAUUUCCGAUCAAGGUCUACGCCCACUUGUUGAACUACAAGCUACUGAAGAAGGACAGUGACUUUGACGAAGCACCAAGAACUACAUGGCGAGUGAAGACGUGGCUACGAGAAUCCAUAUUGCCACGAAUAGGGGACCAACAAAAGCGGCAUGAGCUCAACAACAGGCUUCUGGAGUCGUCAUGGACUGACACGGCUCUGCUGGUGGAGCUGUUUGAGAAGCUACAGGAGGAGCUGGAUGAGCUGCAACGCCAGGACACCGCAGAAUUGCUGGCUCCGCCAGAAUCCUUGGCCGACGAGCUCUGGGAGAAAGUGGCCGAGUGGCUGGAUCAGUGCCCUCUGUUGGAGGCCUCACCCAGGCUUCGCGAGUACCUGGAAGAGAUGUCGCCAACUCCUGGUAAUGCCAGAGAGCUGCUGAGCCAAUUUCUUCAAUGCCCAGUGGCAAGCGUGUUCCACCGACUUCUGCUUCAUCCUGACCUGAACGUCCCCGGAUUGGAGAACUUCCUUGGGCCGAUUCUUGACUUGGCCAAGCGAGUCCCCAGGGUGAAGCAGGUCGUGCUUUUCGACGAGCUGAACACGUCGGAGAUCCUUGGAAUUUUGAACGAGAUCAUUGUCGAUCACACCUUCCAGGGAGUGGUGCUGCCGGACAACCUCUUUUUCUUGGGGUGUAUGAAUCCCUACACACCUCGCAACUCGGCUACCGGCGAUGGCCUGGGAGACCAAGCUUUGGCUCACCGCGAGGAAUACUUCGUCCAUAAGCUACCGACUUCAAUGAUGGCCCACCGCUGGCAGUUUCCACCGCUCGAAAGAACGGAACUCCAGGAGUUCGUCAAGCAGAAGAUCAAGCUCCAGUUCAGAGGAUGCUCCUUCCUGGGUGAGCACUUGGAGAAUCAGUUUGCGCUCUUGAUGUGCAAAUCCCAAGAGCUCUUCCUGCAGGAAGUAGGUCAGAGCUCUGUGAGCCAGCGCGACCUCCAACGAUGCUUGAUUGUGCUGGAGUACUUCCAGCGUCAUUGGCCCGGCUCUGAACGGCCAAAUGACAGAGUCAUGCGGUGCAUUCUGUUGUCGCUGGCCGUCGUGUACUACUUUCGGCUCUCGGAUGGGUGCAACUACGGCAUGGGUGACGAAGCAGUCGCAGGGCACGAGUUGAAGCAAGAGCUCUGCGAGUUGGUCCAGCAAGUCGUGGGCAUGAACUUUCAAGAAGAGGUGACAUACGGAGUGAACUGCUACAUCUCUGAGCAGAACUUUCUGCUGCCGGAGGGAGUCGCACUGAAUCGUGACCUGAAGGAGAACCUCUUUGCCAUGCUGAUUACAACCCAGACAAAGCUUGCCAGCUGCAUUCUGGGCUCCCCUGGGCGGGGCAAGACUUUGGCCUUCGAGGUCCUUGUGCAAAAUCUGCGUGGUGCGCAGUCGCCCAAGGAGUUUUGCAAGCGCUUCAGGGCUGUAGACCCUUUCUUCUAUCAAUGCUCUCCUGACAGCAAGGCUGCUGAAAUCGAAGACAUCCUGAGUGGAGCGACAAGACGGGAGCAGAUGUACGAGCAACAUGGCGGGAAGGAACGUUGUGUGCCCUUCUUUGAUGAGGCACAGCUACCCCAGGAGUGCCGAAUGGUCAUGAAGCCUCUCCAUGAUGUGCUGGAUGAACGGCAGGUGGCGACAAUUAUAGUUUCUGGCAGUCCCCUAGAUGCUGCCAACAUGAACCGAAUGUCAAUUUUCAUCCGCCACACGCAGACACUGGAGGACUUCAUGGAGAUCGGAUUGGGGGUGCUGGGCAAGUCGGGGAUAGGCCGGCUGCCUGAACGCACUCACUCAAUUCUGCGUGGCUUGGCGCGCGCAUUCGUCGACAUCCUCGCUGAUCCUCGUUUCCGUGGGGUUUUCUCCCAGCGCCACUUCAUUUCACUGCUCCGCAAUUUGAGAUUGCACUGUGUCGUGAAAAGAAAGCUCUUAACUCCCGAGCACAUUUGCCGGGCAGUGGAAGAGAAUUUCCAAGCUCCAGAUGUGAGCAUCUUGGCAGUGAUGCAGAUCUUUUGCCAAGCAAUUGCCCGAGAAUUCCCAGCCAGCAGCUCUGAGUUCGCAAGUGCAGGGGGCGUUGAAUCUCUUCGUGGAUGCUUGGACUUGGCUCGGGCCUGCAUCUUCGGAGAGCGUGAGCAGUGCCUCACAAAAGGGAGCCCACACCUUGCGCCUCGCUUUUGCAUCGUGCUAGAUGACAUGAAGGAUGACAGUGCUUGCCGAAUACUCGUCCAGGAAGAGGUGUUGCCUGAAGAGAUUGAAGUCAUCGAUGUUCAGGACUACUCCAACGAAGCUGACGACUUCAGCUGCUCGGAAUGUGUGUCCCAAAUGACCCUCUGCAUGGAAUCGGGCAAGCCGGUCUUGCUGCGCAAUUGCAGCUCGGGCAAAUUACUGUGCAGUUUCUACAACCUCUUGAACCAGAACUAUCGAGUGACGGAGUCCGCCGAGGGCCAGCAGAUCCUGUACAUCAUGAUUGCACAUGGGCCUAGGGUGCACUACUGCCGUGUUCACCCCAGCUUCCUGUUGGUCUUGCAGAUGCGAAAGGAAGACUUCCUGAACCAGCCUGCGGCUCUCAGAUCUCGUUUCUCUGUGGUGUCUCUUCCUUUAGAGCAGGUCCUGCACGAACGCUUGGGCAGGGCCCUUGCUCGGGACGUCCAGCGGAAGGCGGUGAGAACAGCUCUGGACACCAUCCUCGAGCUUGUGUCAAAGCUUGGUGCCAGAUCUUUUGCGGGCUUGGUUGAGCACACUGUGGACUCUCUGCUGCUCUCAAUGGUCUCCGGCCUUCAGAGCAACAAGAGGUGUCUGCAUGAAUUUGCAACUUUGUGCAGCGAAGGCCUAGAGCUCAACGCGAGCACGGCUGUACAAGUCAUGGCAGUGAGGCUGUUGCAGCUACUGCCUCCGGAGCAGAUGGUGAACCAUGCCAGCAAGCUGGGGCACGCAGACUUCUACCGCAACGCCUACUUCCUCCAUCAGAGCCACUUUUCACUUGUCAGUCUGCUUGCGACGGCGCGCACCAAUGCCGAAUCCUCUCUCCCGAAACUGGUGUUGUACACUCGCAGUUCAGCUGAGAUUCGCAUCCUACAGCAAAGCUGUGGAAAGAACACGCUCUGGGAAUCUGGAGGCUCUGAGCAUGUAAUUGUCAUCGAUGCUGGUGAGGUGAGCACCACUGCUUCUCUCGAAGUAAAGCUCCAGGGAAGCUGUGCAGAAGCCUGGUCCGCGCAUGCUGUGCUUCUCGUGGUGGACAUGGAGCACUCCAGCAAUGAGCGUGUCUCCUGCCUGCGCACCGUUGUGGAUCGUAAGGCCAGGGAAAACCCUUCGACUUUGUUUGCAGUCCUACUACACUAUGCGCCGGAGCAGGUCAUCGCUGGAAGCCUGUAUCCCUGUUUGUUCCUUGACGGCUGGGAUUUUUUCUUCAUCGACUCCCUCGGCCAUUGUGCCGCUUUCGACGAGGAGUGCCUCAUCAAGGAAGUCAUGGCCGCUUCCGCUCAAGACGUUUCCCAGCGAAAGCUGCGCAUCUUCAGCGAGGCGCAGAGCCAAGAGAAGUAUGUCGUGGAUUUCUGCAGGAGGGUCCGCACAGUUCCCAGCCGAUCUUUGAGGCCUCCGGCACCGGAGCCCAGACCCGAAAACUCGACUUCAGUUUUCAGCUUCAGUAGCUUGGCGGCGACGGUCGGCAGGGGCAUGGGCUACCUUUUCAACCAGAUUCGGACUGGAUCUUCAGAUGAGCAGAAAGUGCAGCGUUUCUAUGUGCCGGAGGCCACCAGGCAAGAAAGGACCAGUGCUGUCACCCUCGUGCUGCACAAGCAUCCCCAGAUCUGGCAGCACCUGCUCACCACCUUCCACGACUCUUUGCCUAAACCCACCUUGCACGGCCAACUCAUUCAUCUGGCUCAGCAAGUCCGUGAUGGGCGCCGGCUCAUGUCGUUUACCGAUGCGUUGAGGUUGCAGCUGCAUGGAGAAUUCCGGCAGCACGCCACGAGCUACCUGAGAGCACUCUGCGCAAAUGGGGGACUUCGCACUUUGAUAGCAGAUGACCAUGGGGUGGCAACGUCUUUGCUCCCGUUCCUACCCGUUUGCUCCCAGACCGGGACGGCUUCAGACUCCUGGCUGAGCCGAGGGGCAUCUAAGGCUAAAGCCAUACAUAGAUAA